CAAAUUUCUCAUUUAGUUGCUAACAAAAUUUUGUGUAGAAAACUAGCUCAGAUAUUUUGGUAACCCAGAAAAAUGUCCAUCGUUCUCGAUGUUGUCCAGCAUUUUGUGUUGCAAAAGGCUUACGAUUUUACCAGCGAGGCCUUUAUUCAAGCAUUGCGAAGAUGUGGCAAUCCAAGAAUAGAGGAUGAUAAGUCCAAACUCAAGAAAGAAAAGAUAUUGCCAGAGCCUCCUGCCAAACCAGUUUCUGGAAAAGUCUUAUCUAUAAAGAAACCUCAGGUGCCAGAGGUUAAAAGAACCGUCAAGUUUGUGGGACGAGACCUUCCCCGAAAGAACUUUGGCUCCAUUGAUCCACCCCAGUGCUCUUGCAUGCGUGUCUGCCGGGAUAGCUACUUCUCUUAAACAAAAAUCAAUCCGUAGUUUAAAAACGAUUGCAACUUUAAUAGAAUAGGAAAAAUAGCAAAAUUUUAAGCAGCAUCUGGCAACAAAUCUCCAUCCAUUCUAUAUCCGUAAAAUUAUCAAAUGUAACACUAAUAACAGUUUUUGGUAGCAACUAA
Molecule: messenger RNA, 554 nt
Organism: Drosophila ficusphila
Lineage: Eukaryota; Metazoa; Arthropoda; Insecta; Diptera; Drosophilidae
Exons: 2
Coding region: 73-399 (108 amino acids)
Source: RefSeq, a predicted model, not a curated record